Molecule: messenger RNA, 3600 nt
Organism: Urocitellus parryii (Arctic ground squirrel)
Lineage: Eukaryota; Metazoa; Chordata; Mammalia; Rodentia; Sciuridae
Gene: Wfs1
Product: wolframin ER transmembrane glycoprotein
Biological process (GO): endoplasmic reticulum unfolded protein response; calcium ion homeostasis
Cellular component (GO): endoplasmic reticulum membrane; endoplasmic reticulum
Molecular function (GO): protein binding
Source: RefSeq, a predicted model, not a curated record
UCGGGCCCAAGUCCGCGCUGGCCGGCGCCCGCUCCGGCUGCUCCACUGCUGUUGUCACCAUCCGGCGCGUCCCGCUGCUCCCGAUCAACUUCGCGACCCACCAGAAGGCCUGAAGCGCCGCGUGAGGCCCUCUCGCCGGAAGGCAAGAUGGACUCCAGCACCCCUCCUCUGAGCCCCUCCAUCCCACAGCCUCCACCAGCACCACAGCCUCAAGCCCGCGCUCGGCUCAAUGCCACUGCCUCAGUGGAAGAAGAGAGGAGCGAGGCGCCCCGAGCUCCCAGGCCACAAGGUGGCCCUGGCCCAAGCGUCAGAGAAGCAGCUGCCCUAGCUGAGCCUCGGGCCCCUCGUGCCAGGAGCCAAGAAGAAAUGGGUGGAGCUGGACCUAUGAGGAGAGAUAUGGAAAUCCCAUUUGAGGAAGUCCUGGAGAAGGCCAAGGCUGGGGACCCUAAGGCACAGACAGAGGUGGGAAAACACUACCUGCGACUGGCCAGUGAUGGGGACGAAGAGCUUAACAACUGCACAGCCGUGGACUGGCUGAUCCUGGCCGCCAAACAGGGCCGGAGGGAGGCAGUGAAGCUGCUGCGCCGGUGCCUGGCCGACAGGAAAGGCAUCACUUCCGAAAACGAGCCAGAGGUGAAGCAGCUUUCCUCCGAGACUGACCUGGAGAGGGCUGUGCGCAAAGCUGCGCUGGUCAUGUAUUGGAAGCUCAACCCCAAGAAGAAGAAGCAGGUGGCUGUGUCGGAGCUACUGGAGAAUGUGGGCCAGGUCAACGAGCAUGAUGGAGGAGCGCAGCCAGGCCCUGUCCCCAGGUCCUUGCAGAAGCAGAGGCGAAUGCUCGAGCGCUUGGUCAGCAGUGAGUCCAAGAACUACAUCGCCUUGGACGACUUCGUGGAGAUCACCAAGAAGUACGCCAAGGGCAUCAUCCCCAGCAACCUCUUCCUCCAGGAUGAUGACGACGACGAGCUGGCUGGGAAGAGCCCCGAGGAUCUGCCACUGCGCCAGAAGGUGAUGAAGUACCCYUUACAUGCCAUCAUGGAGGUCAAAGAGUACCUGAUCGACGUGGCCUCCAAGGCAGGCAUGCACUGGCUGUCCACCAUUGUGCCCACCCACCACAUCAAUGCCCUCAUCUUCUUCUUCAUCAUCAGCAACCUGACCAUCGACUUCUUUGCCUUCUUCAUCCCCCUGGUCAUCUUCUACCUGUCCUUUGUGUCCAUGGUCAUUUGCACCCUCAAGGUAUUCCAGGACAGCAAGGCCUGGGACAAUUUCCGCACCCUCACUGACCUGCUGCUACGCUUCGAGCCCAACCUGGACGUGGAGCAGGCCGAGAUCAACUUCGGCUGGAACCACCUGGAGCCCUACGCCCACUUCCUGCUCUCUGUUGUUUUUGUCAUCUUCUCCUUCCCACUGGCCAGCAAGGACUGUAUCCCCUGCUCGGAGCUGGCCGUCAUUGCCGCCUUCUUCACAGUGACCAGCUACAUGAGCUUGAGCAGCUCCGCCAAGCCCUACACCAGGAGGGCCCUGGUCACUGAGGUGGCUGCUGGGCUGCUCUCCCUUCUGCCCACCAUGCCCGUGGAUGGGCGCUACCUUAAGGUACUGGGGCAGACCUUCUUGACUGUGCCUAUCGGCCACUUUGUUGUCCUGAACGUCAGCCUACCCUGCCUGCUCUAUGUCUACCUCUUCUACCUCUUCUUCCGCAUGGCCCAGCUGAGGAACUUCAAGGGCACCUACUGCUACUUGGUGCCCUACUUGGUCUGCUUCAUGUGGUGUGAGCUCUCUGUGGCCAUCCUGCUGGAGUCCACUGGCCUGGGCCUGGUCCGCGCCUCCAUUGGUUACUUCCUCUUUCUCUUUGCUCUCCCCAUCCUGGUGGCCGGCCUGGCCCUCAUGGGCGUGGUGCAGUUUGCCCGGUGGUUUGUGUCCCUGGAGCUCACCAAGAUCCUGGUCACCAUGGCAAUCUGCAGCGUGCCCCUGCUGUUCCGCUGGUGGACCAAGGCCAGCUUCUCUGUGGUGGAGAUGGUCAAGUCCCUGACGCGGAGCUCCAUAGUCAAGCUCAUCCUGGUGUGGCUCACGGCCAUCGUGCUCUUCUGCUGGUUCUACGUGUACCGCUCGGAGGGCAUGAAGGUCUACAACUCCACGCUGACCUGGCAGCAGUACGGCUUCCUGUGUGGGCCCCGGGCCUGGAAGGAGACCAACAUGGCACGCACCCAGAUCCUGUGCAGCCACCUGGAGGGCCACAGGGUCACGUGGACAGGCCGCUUCAAGUACGUCCGAGUGACGGAGAUCGAUAACAGUGCCGAGUCGGCCAUCAACAUGUUCCCACACUUCAUUGGCGACUGGAUGCGCUGCCUCUACGGCGAGGCCUACCCGUCCUGCAGCCCCGGCAACACCUCCACUGCCGAGGAGGAGCUCUGCCGCCUCAAGCACCUGGCCAAGCACCCCUGCCACAUCAAGAAGUUCGACCGGUACAAGUUCGAGAUCACGGUGGGCAUGCCGUUCAGCAGCAGCACCAACAGCACCCGCAGCCACGAGGAGGACGACAUCACCAAGGACAUCGUGCUGCGGGCCAGCAGCGAGUUCAAGAGCGUGCUGCUCAACCUGCGCCAGGGCAGCCUCAUCGAGUUCAGCACCAUCCUUGAGGGCCGCCUGGGCAGCAAGUGGCCUGUCUUCGAGCUCAAGGCCAUCAGCUGCCUCAACUGCAUGGCCCAGCUCUCGCCCGCCAGGCGGCACGUGAAGAUCGAGCACGACUGGCGCAGCACCGUGCACGGUGCCCUGAAGUUUGCCUUCGAUUUCUUCUUCUUCCCGUUCCUGUCAGCCGCAUGAGCAGCCGCCGCAGAGGCACCAGUGCAUGUUGCUGUGAGGCCUCCCGAGCACUGCCCAGCCAGAUGGCGCAGCCCCGUGCCGCGUGUGCGUGUGCUCCCGUGUGCCGAGGACCUUUGGUGUGUGCUCAGGGCUUCGAGGACCUUUGGCUCGUGUGUAGACUGCCCAGGGGUGAGGGUGGCUGCUCCCUAGCUCUGUCCACCUUGGAGGCCGAGCACUGCUGGAAUCGCAUGCUGUCUUUGCCCACAGUCCUGGCCUUUCCCAGUGAAGCUGGGGUGCCAGGCUAGACCAGAAAGGCCCCGUGUCUCACAAAGCACUUUACAGGUGGUAUUCUCCCCCUCCCCCACGUCGGUAUACCCUGUUGGCCCUGGCUUACUUUUGUGUUGGGUUUGUUUUUUAAAGAACCAUUGCGCGUUUGUGUACUCCAUGAUAGCAUUUCUUAUUUAUUUGGUUAUUGCUAAGCCCUGAUGGCUGUUCGCCUCUCUGGGGCUGCACCGCUGCCUGCAUCCCAGCAUGUGAUCAAGGCCUGGCUGAGUCCUGCGCUCUGAGCUGGGUGAGGCAGCCAUGGGCAGGGCGUGCCACACUGAGCUCUGGGCACCACACCCUGCCUCGUGGCUUUACUGUCCAGCAGGUCGUGGAUACGUUUGUGCCGGAUUGCCUGAAUCUACCAGGACUUGGAAAUAAGGAGCACCCUGGGCAUCCCCACUGCUCAGGAAGGUUGGCCGCGUUCAGUACUGUAGAGCGGCUCAGAGUCCUCCCACAGCCGAAAUAAAGAGCUUUGGUGAA